AUGCCUUCUGCCGAGUUCGAAGCUGCCGCUGCCAGAGUCAAGACUCUCACCACGAGCCCUGACAACGAUACUCUCCUCAAGCUCUAUGGUCUUUACAAGCAGGCCACCGAGGGUGACAACACCACUACUCGCCCUGGUAUGUUUGACAUUAAGGGCAAGGCCAAGUGGGAUGCCUGGGACCAGAAGAAGGGUGUCUCCAAGGAGGCAGCUGAGAAGGAGUACAUUGAGUUGGUCAACACCCUUGUUCCCCAGAACAAGAAUAAAAAGUCCACGUAUGACGAAAGGGGGUCAUUGGAUCGAAAUUUGUUGAGCCUUGCACCAAAUUUGUAG
Lobosporangium transversale is the source of this 330-nucleotide messenger RNA. RefSeq names its product acyl CoA binding protein-domain-containing protein. The record is from RefSeq and is a predicted model, not a curated record. Gene Ontology annotation, biological process: fatty acid metabolic process. The transcript is spliced from 6 exons. Gene Ontology annotation, molecular function: long-chain fatty acyl-CoA binding. NCBI's taxonomy places the organism in Eukaryota, Fungi, Mortierellomycota, Mortierellomycetes, Mortierellales, Mortierellaceae. Bases 1 to 330 code for a protein of 109 amino acids.